AACCGUGUAGACAAGAUUGAGUUCAGUUUGGAAGGUAAACCCCUAAGAGACGAGAGGGGUACGCUACACUUACAACCCCUAACAGAGCCCCUCAGUGGCGAUUGCGUCCAUGACAGAGAAGAUGCAGAACUCUCCUCCACUGCCGAUGGACCAUCGCACGACACCGCCGGUGCACAUGACACCAUCGCCGAUGGACGGUGCGACGCACCAGUCUGGCUCCCCGAAUCACCAGCUGUCACCCCACUCUGCCCCUCCCCACCUGCCCCAGAACAGCCACCCCCACGGGGUGCCCAUCUCAUCAGAGCACCAGAUCAGUUCCCACCAGGGCAACCCUCAGAUACGUGUGAGCACGCCUAGUCAGGGCGACAUGAACAUGAGUCUGAACUUACCCUCAGUCCAGUCACUGUCUGACCAGGUGAUGAGCCCCACUGGGGAAGUGGGCAAGGAACGCUGCUUUGUCUGCCCCAAGUGCUACAAAGGCUUCCGCAGCAAGCAGCAGUUAGCGCAGCAUCAUCUAGUACACAGCAAUGAGCGCAAGCACCAGUGCAACUACUGUGACAAAGCCUUUAAACAACUCUCUCACCUUCAGCAGCAUACCCGCAUCCAUACAGGAGAAAAACCCUACAAAUGUACAAUGGAAGGGUGUGAGAGGGCAUUUGCUCAGCUGUCUAACCUACAGCAUCAUCUGAGAAACCACGAAACCCAGGUGCAGAAGGCAGCCAAUCGCCCGCACAAGUGUGCGAUUUGUCAUCGUGGCUACUCUACAGAUAGCGCCUUGAAAAACCACACAAUGAAGAUGCAUAUCCAUAUAAAACCUUUAGAACCAAGGCCAUUGGCAACAACAACAAAACCUAGGCAACGACGAAAGAAGAAACCUGAGAUUUUCGAUGGCCCAUCAAUGGUGCCACGACUUCACUGUCUUCCAGACAGCAACGGGCUGGGUAGUUUCAACCCCAGCAACAUGGGAUCUCCCAAGGAUAGUGGGAUGAGUCCGUCAAUAGACUCUCACAACCACAGCCUGAUCUCUAUGGGCCACAGUAUGGCCAUGGCGCAGAGCCGACCGGCACACUCCGAGGCAGCUCUCAAUUACAGUAAGGACGUGGUUGUGCCACGCCCGAUGUCGACUGGAAGCCUUGGCGAAUUGGAGCGGAGUUACUCGUCUUCUAGCCAGUCACAAGGUCACCAUCAUCCAUCCCUGGACAGUCGGCACACACCUGGGCCAGAUGAUCGGCAGACCAUGUCCCCGCUGGGUAAUGGUCACCUGAUGGGUCACCUACCCAAUCGUCAGCUCUCUCAGUCAAGUCUAGUGGGGGAUCAGGCAGUGACGACAGCGGGUUACCGGCCGUACCUGACGUCUGGUCAGUUCACUUCGCACCACCUCUCUAACCCCAUCUCCAUUCCCACCAAUGCUGAUCUCUCGGCUAUAGCCAAUCACAUGAUCCGGGCAGCUCACCAGAGCGGCUCUAUACCACCGUCACUCCAGUUUAUGCCACUUGGGGGACACUAGUGCUUGUAAUCAUAUUCUCUUCACGACAACUUUUCUUUUUCCUAUUUGACACAGGGCGUCAAGUCAUCCCAUUGUUAUUUUUGCGUACUUAUGAUUUUGUACAAAGUUGAACUAUUGCAUCAUUGGUGAUUAUAGUUUUUACUGAUUUUGUUUAAGGUUGCCAUUUUGCUUUUGGCUUAAUUAAAUUGAAGGUGCUCCUUUUAAUAUCUGUUGCGUUCUCUCCAUUCAUGUUGCUUUUUAGAGGAAAUGUAUUUUACCAAAUGCUUGGUUUUAUUUUUAUUAUGAAGUGUAUUUACUGUAGAUUUACUGCCUUGUUAAGAUUAUUUUGCAUAAUAAUGUGUUUAAGACUUUGUACAGAUUGUCUGUUUUAUGUUCGCUGUUAUAGGUGUCAUUGUUUUGGACAAUGAUUAGAUUCUCUAGUUGAUUUUAGGUAGUGGAGGAAAAUGUUCAUUAUCUCAUUGUGAAUUUUCAAGCCAUCUUGCAUUCUUGACCAUAUCUAUGAUGUCUACAUUACAUCCUUUAUGUCCAGAGGGAGUGCCACUGUGGCCAGAUUAUAGAAUGUACCGGUACUGAAAUCUACACCCUUUUCACUUACGGAAAGUGAUUCCCUUACAAGUACACACCUUAAUUUACUUCACUCCAGAAUUAUUCAAGUUUAAAUCAUCCAAGACUCUUAUUGGGAGAAAACCACCACCCUUUGCCAGGUGAAUGUACCAGACAAAUCAACACACAAAUUGUGCAUCCAAACCAGAACUGCAUUUAACAAUGACUAUUGCAGUGUUACUGAGUUGUUUUGACUACGGCUACUUCGUGCCCAGGUCUAAACUUUGUAAGGUAAUCCUCACCUGACAUGUCCAGGGCUUGUCCAUGUGUCUCAUUACGGCUGAGAAAAGUUGAUAAAAUCAAGUCUGGGAGAGCGAAGGGAGCGAAGUCUCUAUGCACACAUCAGAGUUGUUUCCCUUUAAAAAGGGCACACUGACCCCCCCCCCUUCCCCCUACCAAAAUAAGAAAAAAAACCUGGUUCAAACAAAGUUGACCUGUGUUUUAUUUUUUGUAGAUGUUGAUCUUGGGCGUAAAACUAUCUUUUGCCCUUUACUGCCUUUAAGGCCUGAUAUACAUGAGUGUAGCAGAUGGUAAUCUUUUGUGUUUUGUAAUGGUGGUAUGUUAUUAUAUGUAUAUGUGUGUUUGUGCACCUUUCUGGCCACAACACUGACCUUUCAAUGUGAACAUAUUUGUCAGAAUCACCAAACACAUGGUUCUUGUGUGUGUCGUGUUCCAUUUGCGUUACCACAUCACAAGUUCUUGACAUGUUCAGGAAUCCUACUGGAUUUUGUGGAAUUUUGAUUUGUUCUUAAGAGUGGUCACAGCGUGGGCGGACUGUUUAACGCACUUGGAGGAAAUGAAGGUGAUACAGGACUCUGCAAGAUCUGCUGCACUUACACAUGCGUCUGGUGGGGUUCACCUGGAGUAAAAUUC
Messenger RNA from Liolophura sinensis, 2983 nucleotides. Its product is annotated as zinc finger protein 467-like. Gene Ontology annotation, biological process: regulation of gene expression. The record is from RefSeq and is a predicted model, not a curated record. The transcript has 4 exons. The coding region runs from base 110 to 1507 and encodes 465 amino acids. Gene Ontology annotation, cellular component: nucleus. NCBI's taxonomy places the organism in Eukaryota, Metazoa, Mollusca, Polyplacophora, Chitonida, Chitonidae.